AUGGUAGAAGUCAAUGUAGCCAAAGUGGUCAGGGAAGGUCUCGUGGAGAAGAUGGGCAUAAGCCAAGGCUUGAAAAGGUCCUCACAGAGUUUACUCCAAGUCACUCCCUUGUUCAGCUGGGCCAGCUUCCACCAGGGUGUGGUGUCUCAAUUGGACAGACCAAUCUUUUGCUGGCCUUGGUGGAGCAGGGCAUUUGGUGGCUAUGCUGGCUCCUUACCAGAUUCUAUGGCUGAUAGACUGACCAAACAGGUCACUCAGCAGCUAGAGUGGCUCCACACCAAGCUCUGUGGCUGCUGGACAGGGUCAGGCUGGCCAUUCUACAGCUGGGCAGCUGUUGUCAGCCGGCAGGGCAUUUUUUUCAAUAAAUAUUGUCGAACAAAUUGGCCUUCCCGGGCGGACAUUAACCUCCAUCCACCUGACUCUUGCCCCACCCCCCCACUACAUUUCCCAGCAUGCCACAAAACUUUUUUGCGUGACUCAGGAAGUAGAAGCCUUUCGCUUCCGGGGCAGAUGGUUGGGGGGCAGGUGAUGGCGGUUUUCAGGGUGACUGCUUCUAUUUGGUUCUGCCGAGCAGGGCUCAGGGGAGCAGGGCUCAGGGGCUCAGGGCUUCUGAGAGUCAGAGCCCCGGCCCAAGCCUGGCUCCCGCUCUCGCCGGGGGCCCGCGAGACGGGGCCGUCUUGUCGUCGGGUGAGCUCCGAGGCUAAUUCAGAUUGCUCGGAGACAAAGAAGCCGGAAUUCACAGAUGAGGAAGUUCAAAAUAUACUCACCAAAAUGACUGGUUUGGAUUUACAGAAGGUUUUUAAACCAAUUAAGCAACAACUUAAGCCACCAACAUAUAAGCUAAUGACAGAAGCACAACUGGAAGAGGCCACAAGACGUGCCAUUGAGGCAGCUAAAGAACAGUUAAAAAUGCCACCUGUGCUGAAAGAACGAGAGCCAAUAAAUGAUGUAUUAGCAGAUGAUAAAAUCCUUGAAGGAACCGAUACUGCCAAAUACGUGUUUACUGAUUUAACAUAUAGCAUUCCACAUCGUGAGCGUUUCAUUGUUGUCAGGGAACCAAAUGGUAUUCUACGCAAAGCUUCCUGGGAAGAACGAGACAGAAUGAUACAGGUUUUUUUCCCAAAAGAAGGUCGUAAGAUUUUUCCACCAUUAAUGUUCCAGGCAAAUAAUCUUCUGACUUUGUUCAGUCAGCAUCGCCAUGAAGAUGUCCUCAAUCUCUGUGUUGCGCAGUUUGAGCCAGAUUCAGCUGAUUAUAUUAAAAUUCAUCACCAGACAUAUGAAGAUUUAGAAAAGCAUGGUAAAUAUGACAUUUUGCGUUCAACAAGACACUUUGGUGGAAUGGUGUGGUAUCUGGUAAAUAAUAAAAAGAUUGAUGGUUUGCUGAUUGACCAGAUUCAGAGAGAUUUAAUGGAUGAUGCCACAAGUUUGGUCGUUCUGUAUCACAUGCUUCAUCCACACGGACACUCUGCUAAGCAGGCUAAAGAACAAGGAGCUGAGGGAUUAGACUUAAUUAAGGUCUUUGCAAAAACAGAAGCACAGAAGGGAGGAUAUAUAGAGUUAACUUUACAGGCUUACCAAGAAGCAUUAAGUAGUCAUUCUGCAGCUUCCUGAAGAAAGUACUUAAAUAAAUUAUCUUUUUUAUUAAAUAUCA
This is a messenger RNA of Vombatus ursinus (common wombat), 1651 nucleotides long. RefSeq names its product mitochondrial ribosomal protein S22 (gene MRPS22). The coding region runs from base 1 to 1611 and encodes 536 amino acids. The transcript has 10 exons. Lineage: Eukaryota; Metazoa; Chordata; Mammalia; Diprotodontia; Vombatidae. Gene Ontology annotation, cellular component: mitochondrial small ribosomal subunit. Gene Ontology annotation, molecular function: structural constituent of ribosome. The record is from RefSeq and is a predicted model, not a curated record.